This is a messenger RNA of Culex quinquefasciatus (southern house mosquito), 4460 nucleotides long. It is a transcript of the gene Osbp, whose product is annotated as oxysterol-binding protein 1. The transcript is spliced from 11 exons. The coding region runs from base 350 to 2878 and encodes 842 amino acids. NCBI's taxonomy places the organism in Eukaryota, Metazoa, Arthropoda, Insecta, Diptera, Culicidae. Gene Ontology annotation, molecular function: sterol binding. The record is from RefSeq and is a predicted model, not a curated record. Gene Ontology annotation, cellular component: cytosol; intracellular membrane-bounded organelle; membrane.
AUGCAAGUGGAAGAGAACUGUCAAAAGUGCUUUUCACGACGUCGCUCUUGGUUCACUUUUCAUCGCGAAAAAAUGGUGGACGUGGCCGAUGGUUGAGAAGUCGUCGCGGAUUAAUUUAAUUUUCUAGUGGCUAAACGGAACCUUUCCGAGGAUUAUAUUGCGGGCCCAGGUUUUGUCCGAUUUCGGGGGCAUCGAUUGUGUGUGAAUUCCGUGUGCUGGGAGCGGUUUCCUGGGCGGAAACAGUGACUUGUUGUUUGCCUUUAGGGGGGUGAAAGUGUUUUUUUUUCGUUGCAAAAUCUGUUUUUCUCUGCGGGCUGAAUCCCAGAAGUGAGGUGGAGAACCGUGCAAAAUGUCCGAAGUGGUGGUCAAGGGAGGAGGGGCCAGUGGUGCUGCAGCAGGACCGCCUGCGGCCAGUUCCGCUGCUGGAGGUGGAGCCACAGCGGCCACCCAGUCCGAACCCGACAUGAAGGGUUGGCUGCUCAAGUGGACAAAUUACCUCAAGGGUUACCAGAAGCGGUGGUUCGUUUUGUCCAAGGGAGUGCUGUCCUAUUACAGGGCUGAACACGGAGCCGGAGCGAACGCAGGGGGCAGAGGUGCCGGGGGCAAAUUAUCUAUACGACGUCGCAGGAAAGGCCCCCGAGCGGAGAGCAAAGGAUCCAUGAUGCAAUGCAUUCGGGCACCUCACUCGCCCACUAGGCUACUGGCUUCCCCACCCGAAUCGAAAAAAGACCGAAAGAAAAGCAAAAAGAAUCAAGCGGAGAUGACACACACCUGUCGCGGUACAAUAUCCCUCCACGGGGCCCUCAUCCACACCGUGGAUUCGUGCACCUUUGUGAUAUCGAACGGCGGAACCCAGACGUUCCACAUAAAAGCUGCCAACGAGGUGGAACGGCAGUCCUGGGUGACGGCGUUGGAGCUGGCCAAAGCAAAAGCAAUACGAGCCAUGGAAAGCGACGAAGAGGAGGAGGACACGGCGGCCAACACGAUACCGAGCGAGGAGCUGAACCUGGUGGUGCGGGAGUUGACCGUCAGGCUGGAGAACCUAAAGACGUGCUACGAUCUAAUUACGAAGCACGGUUCGGCGCUGCAACGAGCCUUGAACGAGCUGGAAUCCGGCGAAGACCUACCCAACAAGACGAAAAUUGUCAGCGAACGGGCCACGCUGUUCCGGAUAUCAUCGAAUGCAAUGAUUAAUGCGUGUUCCGAUUACCUGCAGACGGCGCAAACCCAGGGCCACAAGUGGUCCAAGAUGCUGCAGCACGAGCGCGACCAGAAGCUGCAUCUGGAGGAGAUGGUCGAGCAGCUGGCGAGGCAGCACUCGCACCUGGAGCAGGCAGCGCACCGUCACCGACCGAACGCCACCACUUCCGCCUCCGACGACGAGGAUAAUGAGUUCUACGACGCACAAGAAGAAGGUGGUUCCGUCGCUUCCCAGGAAGACAGCUCGUUCAUACUGAAGAUUCCGGUCGCGCACCACCAUCACCACCGGCGCAACUCCAACGACGCUACGGGUAGCUCCUCCGAGGGCGAAGACGGCAAUAGUGAAACACAGCAAGUAUUAGUAGUCACCGAUAACUUAGACAAUAUGGACGUGACGGAUAGAAUAUCUGUAAAUAGUAGUCAAGCACUAACACCAACGCUUUCCAACAACAACCAGUCCACGAAGGUGGCGCGGACGCGGCGAUUGCGCGUCCCCGACAAGCCCAACUAUCCGCUGAACCUGUGGUCAAUCAUCAAGAACUGCAUCGGCAAGGAUCUGUCCAAGAUCCCGAUGCCGGUCAACUUUAACGAGCCGCUGUCGAUGCUGCAAAGAUUAACGGAAGAUUUCGAGUACUCGGAAAUCCUGGACAAGGCCGCCCAGUGCAAGGACGCCUGCGAACAGCUCGCGUACGUGACCGCAUUUACCAUCUCGAGCUACUCGACGACGAGCAACCGCACCGGCAAGCCGUUUAACCCGCUGCUCGGCGAAACGUACGAGUGCGACCGGACGGAUGACCUCGGGUGGCGAUGCGUCAACGAGCAGGUGUCCCAUCAUCCGCCGAUGGCGGCCCAGUACUGCGAGGGACGCGGCUGGCGAUGCUGGCAGGAGUUCACGAUGACGUCCAAGUUCCGCGGCAAGUACAUCCAGAUCGUUCCGCUGGGGUACGCCCACGUGGAGUUCCCCGCCACCGGUAACCGGUACACGUGGCGCAAGGUCACGACCACGGUGCACAACAUAAUCGUGGGCAAGCUGUGGGUGGACAAUCACGGCGACAUGGAGAUCUUUGGCGAAAAGAGCGCCAAGGGGGUCAAGUGUCAUCUGAAAUAUCUGCCCUAUUCGUACUUUACGCGGGACACCCAGCGCCGGGUCAAGGGCGUCGUCAUGGAUAACGCGAGCCAGGUCAAGUGGGUCAUCAACGGCACCUGGGACAGCAAGAUCGAAAUCGCCCCGGUCACCUCGACCAGCGGUUCGGCGGAGAAUCCCGUCUUCAAGACGGGCAACUACAAGACGGCCUGGAACCGGCGGUUACCGGCCAGCGACUGCGAAAAGUACUACAAUUUUACGACGCUCGCCUGCCAGCUGAACGAACCGGAGCCGGACGUCGCGCCGACGGAUUCGCGGCUGCGGCCCGACCAGCGGCUCAUGGAGGACGGCAAGUGGAACGAGAGCAAUGGCGAAAAAUUAAGACUGGAAGAGAAGCAACGAGCGCGGCGACGCGAGCGGGAAGCCGAAGCGGAGAAGGCCGCCGCCGAGGGCCGACCCUACCCGCCGUACGAGCCGGUCUGGUUCGACAAGCGCAAAGAGGACGGCACCGACCAGCUGGUGCACGUCUUCAAGGGCACCUACUGGGACGCCAAGGCGAAACAGGACUGGUCCAAGAGUCCGGAUAUAUUCUAAGCGGGUUGGGUUCGGUUCGGUUUUUGGUUAUACAUAAUUACCUACAAACAGACACACACAUACAACUACAGCAAAACUGUUCUACUGUUCGAAACCCGCUUCGUAGAUUCUUGUGAGUGAGUGCGCGCGAGUGGCUGAGAACGUGAGUGACUGGGAUGAGUGCACGCGAGUCGCGUCGUUGCCAUGCAGGGUUAAUUAAAAGUGAGUUGAGUGCGAGGCAACUACAAAAACGAAGGUUUUAUCCGCAAUUUAUGCUGUUUAAUUUAACAAAAAAGAAUGAAACAAACUUUAAGCUACGCCAAUGUGUUACAUCUUUUAGGAUUCAAAACGCUGAUUGUUUACCCCCUCCCUAGAGUAACGAUGAAUAAAUGCAGCAGCUGAUGCGAUUAUUCUUCCUAAACGUUCUGUUGUUCUGUUGAUUCGUUUACCAAAAAAGUGUACAUUUACUCUGUUAUAUAUGUAUGAUAACUUUAUUUCUCAGUAAGAGUUGAAAAUAUGCCUGGUUAAUGUGACUAUUUAAAAAGAAAAAAAAAGCAAAAACGUAACGAGACAACACAAACAAACAAAAAAACUAUACAACUCGAGCGAACUGGAAAGCGGUCUCCCAUAUUGAUAUGAUAGCAUUCUAAUGAUAAUUGUGACAUCUUCUCUUUGAGAAGCAACUAAGAAAACAUUUUGGGAUAACUUUACCUAAGAAAAAAAAAACUAUUGCUAUUUCUAGUGAAAACACAACAAAAAAAAACCUAAUUAUUACUACUAAACUGAAAGUGAAAACCACGACUAGAUUGGUGAAAGCAUAAACUAAUGAAAAUAUACUACCUUUAAUGUUUCCAAAUGGUGCAAAGGUUUUUGUUUUCUCUUUCUUUUAGUGAGACGUCCAGUUUGAGUUUUAGAGAUAGCAAAAGAUACAAAAUCAAUCCAAUUUAUGUUAGACUUUCGCGACGCUAAACGCUAAAUAGCAAACAAUUUUUAACGAUUCAAUAGUCUUCUGGCUUGUUCAUACUGUUAAAACACACACACACACACCCUAUUAAGAACUAUAUGUAUAAACUCCAUGCAAAAAAAAAAUAAACAAAACAAAGCAAAGCAAAAACCCUCUCUAUGGCAAAGAAAUAAACAAAAUAAUCAAUCCGUCAUAAAAAAAACACUCAGUUUACGGUGGUGCAGAGAUAAAAUUACAAAACACAACUGAAGCAAAAUAAUAGCGAAUAAACGAAGGUAACUAAACUAAACUGUUAGAUAAAAAAAUAGUUAUGAUAAUUGACAAACGAUAAAUUAAAGCAAAAGCAAACAAAAAAAGGGAAAAUAUUUCAGAAAGGCAUGAACGACAUACAACACACCUAGCACCUAUCUAAAUAAACUAAAACCACACACAAACAAACAAACAACAUGAAUUUAACGAAAAAUAGCAGGUUUAAAUUUGUUCGGAUGAAAAAAGUAGAACAAAGAGAGGAAAACAUUUGCCAGCGUCGACGACAAAAAAAAACAAAACAAAAACACACACACGCAAGUGACAGACAUUACUAGUUGUUACGCUUAUGAAGCUAUUCAAAGGAAAAAAUAAUGAGUGAAGGAAAAAAAA